GCCGCCGCCGGCGCCCCCGGCCCGGCCGCUCCCCGGCGGCCCCGCGCGUGCCGCCCCGGGACACCGAGGCCUGUGUGACCAUUCUCUCAAAUACCUCAGCUCCAGGAUCACGGAGCGGAAGCUGCAGGGCUCCUGGCUGCCCGCGGGCCGAGGGACUCUGGAGAAACCAUUCCCGGGCCCCCGAGGCGCCGUCAUGCCCGUGUUCAGCCCCCAGCACGGCCUUCACCCCGUGCACCCCGACAGCAGCCCGCUGAAGCCCCGGGUGGUGACAGUGGUGAAGCUGGGGGCGCACCCCCUUCGCAAGAUCACUCUGCUGCUCAACAGACGCUCCGUGCAGACCUUCGAGCAGCUCCUGGCCGACAUCUCCGAGGCCCUGGGCUUCCCGCGAUGGAAGAAUGACCGGGUGAGGAAGCUCUUCACCCUCAAGGGACGGGAGAUCAGGAGCGUGUCUGACUUCUUCCGCGAAGGGGACGCCUUCAUCGCCAUGGGCAAAGACCCGCUGACGCUGAAGAGCAUGCAGGUGGCCGCCGAGGCCCUGUACCCCAGCAAGGGCCGCUCGCUGACGCUCACCCAGCAUAACCGGGUACCGUCUCCCAGGCUGAGGAGCCGCCUCUACAGCCGGGCCUUGAGAUGGGGCCACCACUGCGGGGAUGCCGAGACCCUCAAGAGCAGCAGCGAGGCAGCCGGGCCCACGGCCACCGUCAGACAGGAGGGCAAGAGCCCUCUGGGGCCGGCCUCGGAGGACAGGACCCGGGUCCAGAAGAAGUGGGUGAGGGGCAAGUGGGAGCCCGAGCUGCCCCGGGAAGCCACGCUGGAGGAGAGGCACGCCAGCGGGGAGAAGCACCUGGGCCUGGAGAUCGAGAAGACGUCGGGGGAGAUCAUCCGCUGUGAGAAGUGCAAGAGGGAGCGGGAGCUGCAGCAGCAGGGCCUGCAGAGGGAGCGGCUGUCCCUGGGCACCAGCGAGCUGGACCUGGGCACCCGCCACAGCUACGAGGUGGAGAAACUGGUGAGGACGAGGAGCUGCAGGCGGUCGCCGGAGGCGGCGACCACGGAGGACGGGCCCCGGGGCAGGAAUCCCGCGCUGGAGCUGCGGAGGCCCGGCAGGAGCUCGGGGAAGAAAGAGGACAGAGAGCUGGAGGCUGCGGAAGGGGGUGUCCCUGUCCCUGGUGCCACCAAGGUGAAGAAGGAUCCCGGGGAAGCCCGGCCCGUGCGAGAGGAGGGUCUGAGGGAGGGCAGGAAGGAGCCCCGGAGCGCUGCUGCACGCAGCCGCCCUAGCACCUGGCUGCUAAGGGAGCAGCAGGCUGAGGCCGAGAAGCCACCUAGACCCCGGGAGGAGGAGCUGGAGGCCGAGAAGGAGAAGCGGCCUGCGGCCUCCGGAGGGAGGAGAGCCACCGCAGCAUCCCGGGAGGAGGAGCAGCCCGCCAAGGCCGAGAAGGAGCCCCGGCCCCGGCCCGAGGAGAGCAAGGCUGAGCGGCCGAGCGGGCGCAAGCCAAGGCCCGGUGGCAUCAUCGCGGCCGACGUGGAGAAGCACUACGACACGGGCAAGGUCAUCGGUGACGGGAACUUCGCCGUGGUGAAGGAGUGCCGGCACCGGGAGACCCAGCAGGCCUACGCCAUGAAGAUCAUCGACAAGGCCAAGCUCCGGGGCAAGGAGGACAUCGUGGACAGCGAGAUCUCCAUCAUCCAGAGCCUCUCGCACCCCAACAUUGUGAAGCUGCACCAGGUGUACGAGACGGAGAAGGAAAUUUACCUGAUCAUGGAGUACGUGCAGGGCGGGGACCUCUUUGAUGCCAUCAUGGAGAGCGUCAAGUUCCCCGAGCGCGAGGCCGCCCUCAUGCUCCUGGACUUGUGUCAGGCGCUCGUCCACAUGCACGACAAGGGCAUCGUCCACCGCGAUCUCAAGCCGGAGAACCUGCUGGUUCAGCGAAAUGAGGAUAAAUCUACCACCUUGAAGCUGGCCGAUUUUGGCCUUGCAAAACAUGUGGUGAGACCUAUAUUUACUGUGUGCGGAACCCCGACCUACGUGGCUCCUGAAAUUCUUUCUGAGAAAGGUUACGGGCUGGAGGUGGACCUGUGGGCUGCGGGCGUGAUCCUGUACAUCCUCCUGUGCGGCUUCCCCCCCUUCCGCAGCCCCGAGAGGGAUCAGGAUGAGCUCUUCAACAUCAUCCAGCAGGGCCACUUCGAGUUCCUGGCCCCUUACUGGGACAAUAUCUCUGACGCUGCCAAAGAUCUGGUGAGCCGGUUGCUGGUGGUAGAUCCCAAAAAGCGCUACACAGCCCACCAAGUUCUUCAGCACCCCUGGAUCGAAAGUGCUAGAAAAUCCAGCAUGGUCCGCCUACCAAAGGAGGCACCCCCCAGUGGCGAGGGCCACUUCCAGGGCCUGCACAAGCGGGCUGUGGAGCAGGCGACCUUGUAAGUUUCGCCUCAGCAUCU
This is a messenger RNA of Sorex fumeus (smoky shrew), 2433 nucleotides long. RefSeq names its product doublecortin like kinase 3 (gene DCLK3). The coding region runs from base 194 to 2416 and encodes 740 amino acids. The record is from RefSeq and is a predicted model, not a curated record. Gene Ontology annotation, molecular function: ATP binding; protein kinase activity. The transcript is spliced from 5 exons. Gene Ontology annotation, biological process: protein phosphorylation; intracellular signal transduction. NCBI's taxonomy places the organism in Eukaryota, Metazoa, Chordata, Mammalia, Eulipotyphla, Soricidae.